CAGGAAGUCUUUAGUUGUGUUUUGGUAGUCUGCUGAUGCCGAUAUCCUGUGAUCGAUUGCUGGACAAGGCUUAGCUUCGGUUACAAAUGAUCCAUAGUGGUAAUGAUGAUUAUACAGGGAAAAUAUACUCAAAAUUACGGAUGCGUCAUGCGAACAACUAGAUAAACAACUCUGAUUAAAGUGUCGCAUAAGCAGAAUAACUGGUUUCAUUGUUCGUAACGAAUAGUUUGAGAAAGUUGUGACUGUUGCUUGUAACACAAUGCGACAGCGGAUCAUCUGCUCCGUGGUCCUUACUUGGAUUUGUGUAUACAUUGAAGCACAGUGUCCCACCGAAAUUUCGUGUGCUGGUAUCAAUGAAUGCUACAUGCUGUUCUCCACAAGCAAUGAUUGGUAUUUUAAGAAUCCGGAUGGACAAAAUAAAAACAUUGGAGGAAAUCCACCAGCUUCAGCUAGUAAAUACAUUUACAUCCCUGUAGCCGAAAAAUUGCGAUCUUUGCCGGAUGUUGAAGGAGAAUGCCUACAGGCCGGUGCGAACAUCGUCAUCAUAAAUGACAACCUAGAGUACGAGCAGCUGACGGAAAAUCUGUUGCAUAUAUUAAAAUUCAACGAGGACAGCAUCUUCAAUGUGAAAGUAAAUAGCUUACCCCAAAAAUAUAUAUAUGACACGUGUGGUGAAAUCACAGUAGACGAUGGGUUUUUCGGUAACGAUGUAAGGAUCGUUGCAAGUCGGUGUUCAAAACAGAAUAGAGUCAACUCCAUAAUUUGUGAGUCCACGGAUGAUCUCAAAUGCCCUGCAUCUACUACUGUAAAACCGACUGAAAAGACAACAACAACUUCAUCUAGAGCUAGUGUAACCACAAUCACACAAACAUCACCAAUAAUUACAGUAAUCUCCACUGUGGCAAACACUGUCCAAAAUUUCACCACUUAUGAAGAAGAGCAUACAAGGCAGACAGAACAGACAGAGCAAGAGUCUUUCGUUCAACCACUUCAAGCAGAAUUUAGUAACACGAUGAUGUACACCCUAUUGCCAGUAUCGCUCGUCGUAUUUUGCAUCGUUACUGGAUUGACCUGUUUUGUCGUCGUCCGUCGAAGGAAUAAACAGCGAGGGAGAAGAUUUGAUUCUGUUGCUAUUGUAAUGCGUCCUCCAUCAAUAGACGACCUCGGAGUUGGAGAAAGAGAGUCUAAUAUAUAUAUGUUCCCAGAUGAAGUGAAGUUAGAAGGCCAUGUCUCUGCUUCUAUCGAUGUGGCCAGUAACACUGUUGAAACUAACACAGACGGUUAUAUAAUUAAUGCUACGCAUCAAGUAGACAAUCGAGAGACAGAUAAUGAUCUUAAAGCAGAGGGUCAUUAUACAGUUCCAAAAAAGGAUGCUUAUGUAUGCAUGUCAAAUAAAAGCGAUGCUGCUAAGCUUAGUAAACACGGGGAUGGUGCCUCAACCCCCAGUGCACAUUAUAACGUACCACGACUUCAUGCUGGUGAAUAUGUUAAUGCAAUAUACCAAGAACCCAGUCCGCUAGGUAGCAGUACUUUGACUGGCAGUGGACAAUAUGACACGCCAAUGCACCAGGAUACAAAAAACAUUCAGUAUGUCACGCCAAAGCUGAGUCCGGAUAAAUACAAGGGCAAUGGAAAUGACAACAUAUAUCAGGAACCGUGUUUUGUAGGGGAUACCUCAAGUUUUCAGUAUGACACACCGAAGCUGGGUGUCAACAAAGAAGGUGAGAAUGGAAAUAUAUAUCAAGAGCCCAGUCCACUAGGGAACGGUGCCCAGAGCUCAAAUGAUCAAUGUGACGUUUCAAGGCACAAAAAGUUCAGCAAAUACAAACAAGGUGAAAAGCCCAUCGAAAAUGGAGGAACUAAAGAAAUUGCCAAAAAAUGUACGAUCAGCAAAAAUAAAAGUUCAAAACAUUGUCAAGUCAACCAGCGCAAAGACGAUUCUCCGCCAAUGAAUACUUGUGAAAUUCCAGUGAAUUAUGAAAAAAGUCGUAAAGAUAAAGAAGAAGUGUUAAGCCACCAAGUAUCAAUUGAACAUUAUGACAUUCCGAAGGGCAUUAACGAAUAUGAAAACUGCGAUAGUUUUAUGGAUGAGCAGAAAGGAAGUAAUAAAACUAACAACAAUCAAGUAAGUACUAACCAUGUGCAAAACAUACCAAAUGAUCAUUAUGACGUUCCAAGGAUUGCCAACGAAUAUGAGGACUGCGGCGAUAGUAUUACUAAAUAUCUGGAGCAAAAGGGAGAAUCGAGUUGUCAUGUGAGCUCAAAUGAGCAUUACGACAUUCCAAAGGCAGCUAACGAAUAUGAGACUUGUGGUAAUAACGUGGACAUACAUCCGGGUCAGGAAGAUUCAAAUAAGCAUUACGAAGAGGUCAGAGGUGAAAAGGAUGGUAUGUUAAAGAAGGACAGUAGCAAUAGAAAGAAUCAGAUGCUUAGCAAACCAAAACCUAAACCCCGACGUCAAGUCUCAAAAACUGUCAAACAUGAAUACAUGUCGUAUGAAGGCGAAAGUCAAAAUAAUGCUCGUUAUCAGGAACUCGAUAAAACCUCUAUGAAAAGAAUGAAAUUUUUCAAUAAAUAAUUUAGUUAACUGAUAUUUUAAUUCUUUCAACGACGAAAUACACUGUUUCUCAUUAACGGUCACGUUUAAUGAACGACAGCGUAAAUGUACGUAAACUUGUUUGUUAAAAUUGUUCUCGAACGCUGUGACUGUCAAAAUGACGGUAAUACGAGCAUCGUUGCAAUGUCAUGAUUUACGUGGUAAAUA
Messenger RNA from Anneissia japonica, 2764 nucleotides. RefSeq lists its product as uncharacterized. The record is from RefSeq and is a predicted model, not a curated record. Lineage: Eukaryota; Metazoa; Echinodermata; Crinoidea; Comatulida; Comatulidae. The coding region runs from base 260 to 2578 and encodes 772 amino acids. The transcript is spliced from 5 exons.